AUGACAAAUGAAGAAACUGUGUUGUUACCCAACAAUGGUGUCAAGAGGUAUAAUGAUGGAAAUCAAAACACACUUGAUAAUGAUUUAUUUUCAAUUGAACCAACCGAUUCAGAUCUAGUAUCACAACAAAAUACCCACAAAAAUAUACAAACAAAAAGAUUAUUAAAUAAAAGACAUAUUUCAAUGUUAUCAAUUGGUGGAAUAAUAGGAACAGGAUUUUUUUUUGGAAUAAAUUUAACAUUAAUUCAUGGACCAAUAAUAAGUUUAUUAUCAUUCAUAUAUUUAAGUUUUUUAAGUUUCAUUAUUAUACAAUCUGUUGGAGAAAUGUCAUGUUUUACACCAAUUAAUGGAUCAUUAAUUCAAUUUCAAUAUUUAUAUUUAUCUAAUAUUUUGGGAUUCAUGAAUAAUUUUAUAUAUUGGAUAAGUUGGUGUAUAACAUUAAGUUUAGAAUUAAAUUUAAUAUUUGAAAUUUUACAAUUUUGGAAUUUAGAAAAGGUGGUAGGAAUAUUUGAAAAUCAAUUAGUUAUUAUAUUAAUAUUUUGGAUUAUUUUAACUUUAUUUAAUUUAUUUCCUGUUAAUUAUUAUGGAGAAAUUGAAUUUUUUAUAACAUUAUUUAAAGUAGGAUUUAUUUUAAUUUGGAUUCUAUUAAGUAUUGGUUUAAUUUUUAAAACAAAAAUUGGUUUUAAAAAUUGGAAUCAAGAUUUAAUUUGGGGUAUAGAUACUAUCAAAGCUAUAAAAAAUCCCAUAGGUAAUAAAAUUUUAAAUAUUUUAUCAUCAUUAGUUUCUUCAUGUUUUACGUUUCAAUCAAUUGAAUCAAUUGCAUUAUGUUCAGGAGAGAUAAAAAACAUUCAUAAAACAUUACCUAAAACUGUUAAAUAUAUUAUAACAAGAUUAAUUAUAUUUUAUAUAUUAACAUUAUUUUUAUUAACUUUAAUGAUUCCAUGUAAUGAUUCAAAAUUAAUUGGUAACAACCAAAAUAACAUUUUUACAUCACCUUUUUUAAUUGGUUUAAUUAAUUUGGGAUUACCAAUAAAUUCGGUUUUAUUAUCAAUUUUUAAUUUUAUUAUAUUAAUGUCAAUUAUAUCAGCAGCAAAUUCAAAUAUUUAUUUUGGUUCAAGAUGUUUAAUAUCAAUGGUUGAAAAAGGAAUGUUUUGGUCAAAAUUUGGAAAUACUAGUAAAGCUGGUAUACCAUAUAAUGCUGUAUUAUUAACUUCAAUUUUAGGUUUAAUACCUUCUAUAUUAUCAAUUUUUAAAUCAUUUGAUUUCGUAUUCAAGAUUUUAAUUAACUUAUCUGCUACAUCUGGUUUAAUUAUGUGGUUAUUUAUACUGAUAAGUUAUAUAAGAUUUAGAAAAAUAUUACACUACAAUAAACUAGACUACAGAAAUCUACGAUUCAAUUCAUCAUUAAAUAUGAUUUAUUUAUCAUAUAUAUCAAUUAUAAGUAUAAUUAUAAUAAUUUUAGGAAAUGGUAUAUUGAAUCUAUGGAAUUUUAAUUGGGAUUCAUUUUGGAGUUGUUAUUUAACUUCUAUAAUUAUGUUGGUGGGUUGGAUUAUUUUAAGUAUUUUUUGGAAACAACCGUUGGGUUUUAAACCUUUGUCGGAAGUUGAUAUUUGGAUGGAUCAAUCUCCUUUUGCUUUUAAGGAGUAA
This is a messenger RNA of Lodderomyces pseudojiufengensis, 1647 nucleotides long. RefSeq names its product Lyp1p (gene LYP1). The record is from RefSeq and is a predicted model, not a curated record. Gene Ontology annotation, biological process: amino acid transmembrane transport. Gene Ontology annotation, molecular function: amino acid transmembrane transporter activity. Gene Ontology annotation, cellular component: membrane. The coding region runs from base 1 to 1647 and encodes 548 amino acids. Lineage: Eukaryota; Fungi; Ascomycota; Pichiomycetes; Serinales; Debaryomycetaceae. The transcript has a single exon.